AUGGCGGGGCCCGGAGCGGCGCUGCUCCCGGCCGUGGUGCUGGCCGUGCUGGCGCCCUGGGCCGGCCGCGGGGGCGCCGCCGCGCCCACCGCACCCAACGGCACGCUGGAGGCCGAGCUGGAGCGCCGCUGGGAGAGCCUGGUGGCGCGCUCGCUGGCGCGCCUGCCCGCCGCGGCGCAGCCCCAGGAGGCGGCCGUGCAGAGCGGCGCGGGCGACUACCUGCUGGGCCUCAAGCGGCUGCGGCGGCUCUACUGCAACGUGGGCAUCGGCUUCCACCUCCAGGUGCUCCCCGACGGCCGCAUCGGCGGCGUGCACGCGGACACGAGCGACAGCCUGCUGGAGUUGUCGCCGGUGGAGAGGGGCGUCGUGAGCAUCUUUGGGGUGUCCAGCCGGUUUUUCGUGGCUAUGAACAGCCGCGGCAAACUGUACGGCUCGCCGUUCUUCACUGACGAGUGCAAGUUCAAGGAGAUUCUGCUGCCGAACAACUACAACGCCUACGAGUGCUACCAGCACCCGGGCAUGUUCAUCGCGCUCAGCAAGACCGGCAAGACGAAGAAGGGGAACCGGGUAUCCCCCACCAUGAAGGUCACCCACUUCCUCCCCAGGCUGUGA
Messenger RNA from Sorex fumeus (smoky shrew), 612 nucleotides. RefSeq names its product fibroblast growth factor 4 (gene FGF4). Gene Ontology annotation, cellular component: cytoplasm. The record is from RefSeq and is a predicted model, not a curated record. The coding region runs from base 1 to 612 and encodes 203 amino acids. NCBI's taxonomy places the organism in Eukaryota, Metazoa, Chordata, Mammalia, Eulipotyphla, Soricidae. Gene Ontology annotation, biological process: animal organ morphogenesis; fibroblast growth factor receptor signaling pathway; regulation of cell migration. Gene Ontology annotation, molecular function: growth factor activity; fibroblast growth factor receptor binding. The transcript is spliced from 3 exons.